UGAUCUGCAGCCUUCAGCGUAGGUUGACUGGAGAGAAAACAAAAUGACAGGCACGAAAAUGUGAGGAAAUCAUCUCCUGCGCUUCAGAGAUGGGUGUCGGACAGGGAUAGUGUUUUGAGGAUGUGCUCAUUUCGUUCAUCCGUCUCAUGCCUUUUUCAUCUGUUUAUGGAUUAUUAUUAUCAUCAUCAUCAUCACUGCUGCUGUGAUUAUUAUUAGGCCAGGCGGAGGAACAUGGGGCUGUGCUACAGUCUGCGGCCCCGGCUAUUCGGGGAUCUGAGCGGAACCAUUUCCAGCGCGAACUCAGAGCCGGAGCAGCCGCCCGAUCUGCUCAUCCCGUCGCGGGGUGUCGGGGAAUCUCGGCGCGACGAGUCCGGGGGGAACAAGCCGUCUCCGGCUCCACUCCAGACGCACACGUACCAGUGGGACGCGGCCGGUAAAACCCCGCUCGGGGAGCGCAGGCUCGGGGGAGACGCCACCGCCGAUGGAGCGCUCAUCCAGAACGGAGGAGGCAACAAGGCCCCGGCAACCGUGAAGGACCGCAGCCGGAGGCUUCACCUCCUGCCCACAUCCAGCCACAAAGCCAAGAACCUGGACAGACCCGUGGAGGAGAAGGAGGCCGAGAAGGAGGCGCGGAAAGUCAGCAAGAACAUCGACCGCGUCCUCAAAGAGCUCAAAAGGGAAUAUAAACAAACCCACAGACUGCUGUUACUGGGCGCUGGAGAAUCAGGAAAAAGCACCAUUGUGAAACAGAUGAGAAUUCUUCACGUGAACGGUUUUAACGCAGAAGAAAAGAGACAGAAGAUCCAAGACAUCCGGAAAAACGUGAAGGAUGCGAUAGUGACGAUAGUGUCAGCAAUGAGCACUUUAAUUCCACCUGUCCCUCUCGCCAACCCGGAGGACCAGUUUAGGAUCGAUUACAUCAACAGCAUAGCACCGCUGUCGGAUUUUGACUACCCGCAGGAGUUUUUUGACCAUGCCAAGAAACUUUGGGAUGACGAAGGAGUCAAAGCGUGCUACGAGAGAUCCAACGAGUACCAGCUCAUCGACUGUGCACAUUACUUCCUUGACCGAAUUGAUGCUGUCAGACAAAGCGACUACACGCCAACAGAUCAGGACUUGCUGCGCUGCCGAGUUCUGACAUCAGGGAUUUUUGAAACGCGAUUUCAAGUCGACAAAGUAAACUUUCAUAUGUUUGAUGUUGGAGGUCAGAGAGAUGAGAGGAGAAAAUGGAUCCAGUGCUUCAAUGAUGUCACUGCGAUCAUUUUCGUGGUGGCGAGUAGCAGCUACAACAUGGUCAUUAGAGAAGACAACAACACAAACAGGCUACGAGAAGCGCUCGACCUCUUUCGCAGUAUCUGGAACAACAGGUGGUUACGGACCAUCUCGGUUAUUUUAUUCCUGAACAAACAGGACAUGCUGGCAGAGAAAGUAUUAGCUGGGAAAUCCAAAAUCGAAGACUAUUUCCCAGAAUACGCUCGCUACACCAUACCAAAUGAAGCAACUCCGGAGCCAGGAGAAGAUCCAAGAGUGACCAGAGCCAAGUAUUUCAUUCGUGAUGAAUUCCUGAGGAUCAGCACAGCAAGCGGAGAUGGACGUCAUUACUGCUAUCCUCAUUUUACGUGCGCUGUUGACACGGAAAAUAUCCGCCGGGUGUUUAACGACUGUCGGGACAUCAUCCAGAGAAUGCACCUGCGGCAGUAUGAACUCUUGUGAUCUGGUUUGCAAAAGCCAGAGCACUUUUUUUUUUCUUUCUUUUUUUUUUUUUUUGAAAGAACCCACUCCUAAGCAAGGCCAAAACCCAUGGACUACCUGUACUAUGACCUUAUUUCUGGCAGAUCCUCAGUUUCUUGUUUUAUUGUUGUUUUUUUUCCCAAACCCAUUGUUUAUCUGAAGGGGUGUAUCAUCUUUGUUGUUGUUGUUGUUUAUUAUUAUUAUUAUUAUUAUUAUUAUUAUUUUUUUUUUACUUUGUCAUUCCGCAAAACAUUUGGCAACCUUUUCAGUGUGUGUGUGUGCGCGCGCACAUUUUAUUCAUCAAAUUGACAGUUUAUCAGCUAAACCUACCAUAUUGGCCUCUUUUUGAGAUUUACGCUUACCAUUUGUAUUCCAUGUUGCUCGGCAACACAGGAUUGGGUCCGGCGUUGGACAACAUUUUCUGAAAAGUGCCAAUUAAUGGAAUUUUAACCAGGAAAAAAAAAAAACAAAAACAGAAUGACUUCCUGAGUCACUUGCAUCAGUAUUCUAUUAGCGGAGUGAAGCAUGCUGGUGGUAGCAUCACAUGGAGCUUUUCCAACGGCCUUGGUUUCUUGUUGCCAUCUUUACCGGGUCACUGAGUUUUAGUGGAUGGCGCCUACUAGACUCUUCUUGAAAGUGUUUUUUGGGGUUUUUUUUGUACUGAUAUGGUAAGUGAAGCAAAUAAACUGUUUGGUGUGUGUGUGUGUUUUUAUAAACACAGCCAGACGCGUGCGCACACACACUUGCAUCCACCAAUUUCAGGAUGUGGCACCAGAUUAUGACCCUUGGCUUCUUGGGCACACUGCUGCUCUUUAUCUCCGCUCUACGGAAGAGGUGAACACUGGGAUAAGACGUACAUAAGAAUACAAGCGACGCACUUUUGCACCAGGUUUGGCCUGACUGUGUUUUUUUUUACAGGUGGAUACACUCAAUGUAGCAUUGCAAUGUCGGAGUUAGAGCAUUAUUACAACGUUCUAAAGCAACCAUAACCCCUUCUGGUCUGUCCGUGCAUUUUAUUUCUGACCUUAGACCACUUUGGAUGAAGAUAUACAGUAUAUAAAUAUAUAUAUUAACACACACACACACACACUUUGUUUCUUGACUUGUACAGACAGUGCAAGCUGAUAUUUCUCUUGCACAGAUUCUAAAGUUAUUUUCUACAACUUUAUGGAAAGAGAGGUGGGGAAAAAAAAUCUACUUGUAGAUCUUUGUGCCUUCAAUAUGGCUGUACCUGUAAACAAAGCUGAGAUAUGUCUUUUUUUUUUUUUUUUUCGACUGCACUGUACAGCUUGAUGUCACUCUGUCAGCAGGAGGGACUGCCGAUGGGGACCUACUCUGUAAAUGUUCUUUCCUUUUUCUUUUUUUUUUUGUUUGCUUGUUUUGUUUGUUUAUUAAAAAAAACCAAAACUAAUCAGCAGUUUAAAAAAAAAACGCAAAAAGAAAAAAAAAAUCCAAAAAAUUCUGUAUACAUUAUGCAAAUUGACCACAUUAGCGUAACGUAAAAAAGCAACGUGCAUUAAAAAAAAAAAACAUAAAAAUCAGCUGAUCAAAAAUAUACAACCAGGUGUUGUUUUUCAUAGGGACCUUUUUCAGUAUGAUUGCAAUAUGUUUGUGUGAAGUGUGUAUGCAAGAGUGCACUGUUGGCACUCGCUUAUGUGUGUACAUGUAAAUUUAUAGGUCUAUAUAAAUAUAUAUGUACAAUUCUACAUGUUUAAUUAUGUGUGUCGACGUGUAUACAUGCCUUUCGAUGUAUACAAUGAAGAAGUGUACAUACACACAUAGAUAAGCAUGGGUGGAGUGGAAAUGAAUAAAUGAGAGUGUGCAAUACAGAAAGAGGUUGUGCUUGCGUCCAUGAACCCCAAGGAGCCCUGAUGUGUGAAUACUGAAUAAAACAAUGUUUAUUACGAAA
Messenger RNA from Neoarius graeffei (lesser salmon catfish), 3640 nucleotides. It is a transcript of the gene gnal2, whose product is annotated as guanine nucleotide binding protein (G protein), alpha activating activity polypeptide, olfactory type 2. Gene Ontology annotation, molecular function: GTP binding; G protein-coupled receptor binding; GTPase activity. The transcript is spliced from 12 exons. Gene Ontology annotation, cellular component: heterotrimeric G-protein complex. The coding region runs from base 232 to 1713 and encodes 493 amino acids. Lineage: Eukaryota; Metazoa; Chordata; Actinopteri; Siluriformes; Ariidae. The record is from RefSeq and is a predicted model, not a curated record. Gene Ontology annotation, biological process: adenylate cyclase-modulating G protein-coupled receptor signaling pathway.